AUGGAAGAAGCUAAUGUUAUUGAUGCUAAAGAUGGAACUAUUUCUGUUGCUUCUGCAUUUGCUGUUCACCAGGAAGCUGUUCAGGAUAGAGACCACAAAUUCUUGACAAAGGCAGUUGAAGAAGCCUACAGAGGAGUGGACUGUGGAAAUGGAGGUCCUUUUGGUGCAGUAGUUGUUCGCAAUGAUGAAGUUGUUGUAAGCUGUCACAAUAUGGUUUUGAAGCAUACUGACCCUACAGCUCAUGCUGAGGUUACAGCAAUAAGAGAGGCAUGUAAAAAGCUAAACAAAAUUGAGCUCUCUGACUGUGAGAUUUAUGCUUCGUGUGAGCCAUGUCCUAUGUGCUUUGGUGCUAUCCAUCUCUCAAGAAUUAAGAGGUUGGUAUAUGGAGCCAAAGCGGAAGCUGCCAUUGCCAUCGGAUUUGAUGAUUUUAUUGCUGAUGCACUGAGAGGUACCGGGUUUUAUCAAAAGGCUAACUUGGAGAUCAAAAGAGCCGAUGGUAAAGGAGCUAUUAUAGCAGAACAGUUCCAUGCGUACUCCGGCCAUGAUACACAGUGCAUCAUCUCCAAAAGGUUUGUUUCCACCGGAACCGGAACAUUACAGGUGACCCAAGCAGCCAAGCUAAAAGUUGCUAUUAUUGGAGCUGGGCUAGCAUGCAUGUCAAUAGCAGUGGAACUUUUGGAUCAAGGCCAUGAGACCAUCUGCAUGGAGGUGCAAAUUAAAGCUGCAAUUUUCAUUGUAGUUCCAGAAUUUGAUAUCUGA
This is a messenger RNA of Fraxinus pennsylvanica, 759 nucleotides long. NCBI's taxonomy places the organism in Eukaryota, Viridiplantae, Streptophyta, Magnoliopsida, Lamiales, Oleaceae. The record is from the annotation of a GenBank genome assembly.